Cucurbita pepo subsp. pepo (vegetable marrow) is the source of this 2254-nucleotide messenger RNA. RefSeq names its product Pentatricopeptide repeat (PPR) superfamily protein (gene OTP85). Gene Ontology annotation, molecular function: RNA binding; zinc ion binding; protein binding. Gene Ontology annotation, biological process: RNA modification. Lineage: Eukaryota; Viridiplantae; Streptophyta; Magnoliopsida; Cucurbitales; Cucurbitaceae. The record is from RefSeq and is a predicted model, not a curated record.
UUUGCUUCUUUCCUAAAGAUGAGGUUUUCUCUAUCCAUUUCCGGAAAGUGGGCGCUUGCCGGCGUCACUUUCUUCUUGCAACAACAAUCCUUUAUGCAUUUUCAAGGUAAAUUGUUUCUGUCUCUCUGACCUUGCUUGACGGCGAAUUGGAUACUGGAAGCACGAUUCAGUGCAGUAUCCAGCUUCAUCCUGUUCUUGCUCUUUGAUUUCUGGGUUGAAUUUCAACUAAUUUCAGUACUCCGGCGGGAAUUUUAUGCAAGUUGUUUUGAAGUUGAGAUAAUUUACGUUCCUAGAAUUGAGUAUUCAAAUGGCAAUCUCGUGUAUUCCAACAAGCCAAUUUGCUCUCUCAAAACCCAAGAAUGAGUUCAUAAAUCAACCCCACCCACUUUCUCUUUUCUCCAAAUGUUCAUCUCUGAGGGAGCUCAAGCAAAUUCAAGCUUAUACCAUCAAAACAAAUCUUCACAAUGACAUCUCUGUUCUCACAAAGCUCAUUAAUUUCUGCACGCGUAACCCCACCAUUUCGUCCAUGGACCAUGCCCACCACCUGUUCGAUAAAAUGCUUGACAAGGAUAUUGUACUGUUUAACAUAAUGGCUCGUGGUUAUGCUCGCUCUAAUUCUCCAUAUCUUGUAUUCUCUCUUUUUGCUCAAGUCCUGUGCUCUGGAUUGCUUCCUGAUGACUACACAUUCUCGUCUCUUCUCAAGGCGUGUGCUGGUUCCAAGGCCUUGGAAGAAGGCAGGCAGUUGCAUUGCUUUGCUAUUAAACUAGGACUUGGUCACAAUAUUUACAUAUGCCCAACCCUUAUAAAUAUGUAUGCGGCGUGCAAUGACAUGAAUGCAGCACGGGGAGUUUUUGAUGGAAUGGAGGAGCCAUGUAUUGUUAGCUAUAAUGCCAUUAUUACAGGCUAUGCUCGAAGUAGUCAACCCAAUGAGGCUUUGUCAUUGUUUAGAGAAUUGCAAGCUAGCAAUCUUGAGCCUACUGAUGUUACAAUGCUUAGUAUAAUUAUGUCAUGUGCUCUGUUGGGAGCACUAGAUCUUGGAAGGUGGAUUCAUGAAUAUGUUAAGAAGAAAGGAUUUGAUAAAUUUGUGAAGGUGAACACUGCACUUAUAGAUAUGUAUGCGAAAUGCGGUAGUAUAGUUGAUGCCAUUUCGAUCUUCGAGGGAAUGCGUGUGAGAGACACACAAGCUUGGUCUGCAAUGAUAGUUGCAUUUGCAACUCAUGGGGAUGGCUUGAAAGCCAUCUCGAUGUUCGAAGAGAUGAAGAAAGCAGGAGUUCGACCUGAUGAGAUUACGUUUUUGGGACUUUUGUAUGCUUGCAGUCAUGCUGGACUAGUAGAGGAAGGUAGAGGAUAUUUCUAUAGCAUGUAUAAAAACCAUGGAAUAACUCCAGGGAUCAAGCAUUAUGGAUGUAUGGUCGAUUUGCUUGGUCGAACAGGUCGACUAGACGAGGCUUAUAAGUUCAUAGAUGAAUUGGCAAUUAAGCCGACACCUAUUCUCUGGCGCACCCUGUUAUCUGCUUGCAGCAACCACGGUAAUGUCGACUUGGCAAAGCGAGUCAUUGAACGGAUUUUUGAAUUAGAUGAUUCCCAUGGAGGCGACUAUGUCAUAUUAUCGAACUUGUGUGCUCGAUUAGGAAGAUGGGAGGACGUGAACCGUCUGAGGAAAUUGAUGAAAGAUAGAGGGGUGGUGAAGGUUCCUGGGUGUAGUUCUGUGGAGGUAAACAAUGUAGUACAUGAGUUCUUCUCUGGUGAUGGAGUUCACUCCAUUUCAGUCGAGCUGCGACGAGCGCUCGACGAGUUAAUCAAGGAAAUAAAGUUAGCGGGAUAUGUACCGGAUACUUCUUUAGUAUAUCAUGCUGAUAUGGAAGAGGAAGCGAAAGAGCUUGUCCUGAGAUAUCACAGUGAAAAGCUAGCCAUGGCUUUUGGGCUCCUAAAUACACCUCCCGGUACAACCAUAAGGGUAGUCAAGAACCUCCGAAUUUGUGGAGAUUGUCACAAUGCUGCAAAGCUUAUAUCUCUGAUUUUCGGGAGGCAGAUCGUCAUUAGGGACGUUCAACGAUUCCAUCGCUUUGAAGACGGGCAAUGCUCCUGUUGUGAUUUCUGGUAAUAGAAUAUGUUGAAAUCAUAAGCCAUUGUUACAGUUGACAUUUCUUCUGCAAUGGCCAUGCUCCUUUAUGUUUGUAUAGCCAUGAAGAUCUCAGAACAAGAUUCAUUUGAAGUUUCGACCUCCCCCAUAUAUCCAUCAGUGUAUCAUUGA